AUGCCUCGAGCACUGCUGGAGGAAGUCUUGGAAGGAGCUGCGGUUUUAGGUAUGGUACCCACAAAUUCUUCGAAGGGGAGCCGGUUGUUUCCAUCGCCGUGCCAUCCCCGCCCUCCCUCUCCUCCUCCUCCUCCGUCUGCUCCAACGGGAGAAGAUCGUAAAAGAGGGAAGAGGGACAUCAUUAUUACCAUCAUAGUUAUCUUCGUAGUAAUCGCGUUCGUGCUUGUCUUUGCUGUCAGCGUUUGGCUUAAGAGAAGGUCAACAAAAAAUAGCCGUGGUACGACGAAUGCAGAAGAUAUAUCAAGAACGAGAUCACUGUUCUUUGAUUUAUCCGUCAUUAGAAUUGCUACAGAAAAUUUUUCCGACAUCAAUAAGCUUGGACAAGGUGGCUUUGGCGCAGUUUAUAAGGGGAUGCUUCCUAAUGGAGAAAAUAUAGCAGUGAAGAGGCUUUCAGUAACCUCGAGGCAAGGAAUACAAGAACUGAAAAAUGAACUUCUGUUGGUUGCCAAACUUCAGCACAGGAAUCUUGUUAGGCUUCUAGGCGUUUGUUUGGAAGAAGGAGAAAAGCUGCUUAUCUACGAGUACAUGCCCAACGGAAGCUUGGACAACUUCCUGUUUGAUCCCAGCAAAUGUAAAGAGUUAAACUGGGAAAGAAGAUUCAAGAUUAUUCGAGCGAUUGCUCGCGGUCUACUCUACUUACACGAAGAAUCUCGCCUAAAAGUCAUACACCGAGACCUUAAGUCCAGCAAUGUAUUGUUAGAUGCAGACAUGAAGCCAAAAAUUUCAGAUUUUGGUUUGGCCAGGCUAUUUGGAGCAGCUGAAACACAUGGCAUUACAGGGAGAGUGGUCGGAACUUUUGGAUACAUGGCACCUGAGUAUGCAAGGCGUGGGAGAUUCUCAACCAAGAUGGACGUAUACAGCUAUGGAAUUCUAGUUCUAGAGAUCGUGACUGGGAGAAGGAAUAUUACCUUCAGAUAUGAUUCUGAACAUGGCCAAGAUCUCCUAAGCUAUACAUGGAAGCAUUGGAGAAAGGGAAUAUCAUCAGAGAUCGUUGACCCAUCCCUAGGUGAAGAUUACUCGAGAAAUGAGGUGUCCAGAUGCAUUCAAAUCGGACUGUUAUGUGCUCAAGAAGCUCCAGCUGACAGACCUUCCAUGUCCUCCGUAUUUCUCAUGCUAAAUAGUUCCUUGAUGCCUCUCCAAGACCCUCUACCGCCUGCUUUGUUGACUACGACAGAAUCAGACUUGUCAUCAAAACUGUCAUCGAAACAAUCGUAUCUUGCUUCUACUGGCGGAUCCUCCACGAAUGUGGACAGUGUUGGCAGCUCCCAACAGAGUGGACCUGGCAUCAUGCUGACCCCACUGGAAACGAGCCAAAAAGGGAAGGAAAGGGUGCAAAACAACCUCAUAACAAACCAGAGCAUCCAACAACCACUGGAUGCAGGCACGGCCAUCUCGACUAUCUCAAACAGCCCCCGGUGGCCGUCCCAAUAGAAGUUGAUGAUUGAUUAAUCCUUAUGACACCAAUCAUUUGAUACUGCAAGUUCCUUAAAGGGACCCCAAGAUAACAAAAAGAAACAGCAAGCAUUCACAAAGCGAUUGUGGAUGUCUCAACAAUAGUAGAUGCCUGAAUGAGGAAAUGGAGGGGGAUUGUUUUCUUUGAAUCUUUGACACAUCAAAGAGAGACAUCAUGCGUAGCUUGUCUCGUUAUCUGUCCUUUGUCCAAUGCAUAAAUGUUUUAGAUUUUUUCUUACUCAUAUGAUGGUCAUUUUUAUCUAUAUAAUGAGAUACAUAGAGCUUGCAUGCUA
Messenger RNA from Asparagus officinalis (garden asparagus), 1805 nucleotides. RefSeq names its product putative receptor-like protein kinase At4g00960. The transcript is spliced from 8 exons. Gene Ontology annotation, molecular function: ATP binding; protein kinase activity. The coding region runs from base 1 to 1491 and encodes 496 amino acids. NCBI's taxonomy places the organism in Eukaryota, Viridiplantae, Streptophyta, Magnoliopsida, Asparagales, Asparagaceae. Gene Ontology annotation, biological process: protein phosphorylation. The record is from RefSeq and is a predicted model, not a curated record.